CGAGCCUCGCUGGUGUGUGUGUGUAAGUGCGCUCUGUUGGAGCAGAGACCUGUUGAGGUGUGGGAGCUUCAGGGUGUUGCCUCAGCUUCAUCCAGCCGUCUGACCUGCUGAACGUGUUCAGAUCCGCCGGAGAACCGAGUUUAACCCAGGCUGAGGUGAAUCUACGUAGCCAUGGCGCAGAUUUUGGCAGCGGUCUUUAUGACAUUUGUGUCCCUUGUCUUUGCAGAGGACCAGAAAACAGAGGAUGAUCCGUUCACAUUUGAUUAUCAUCGGCUACGUGUUGGAGGGCUGAUUCUGGCAGCAGUCCUGUGUCUGAUUGGAAUCACUAUUCUUUUCAGUGGACACUGCAGAUGCAAAUUCAACCAGGACAAGAGGAGGAGGACUGGAAGUAACGCUGCUACUCAACAAAUGCUCAAUGACACAGCAAGGGCCAGUGAAUGCUAAAUGCUAACCAGUGGCCCAGCUACCCAGUGUCUACCUGACUGGAGGAGGAGGGAACAGUGGAGAUCCUGCAGUACCUUAUUCCACCACAGAAGUGCUGAAAACAUGCUAGCGUCUCUCUUUCUAAGGAUGAGGCUAUAUGUCCUAUAGAUGCUGUAGUUGUUUGUUAUUUUUUAUUUACCACCUAUUUGCUGCUUACACGACUCCCUGUUUGAAAAUGCGACACAUCUUGUAGUAUCUGUGUUUUUUGGGCUUUUGCCUCGUAUUUAAUUUGACUGACUUUGAACUGAUUACCAAAAAAACACCUUAUGAAUCGCCAGUUGUUGAGUUAUCGUAUUUCUAAUACAUGUUCACUAAACCGUCUCGACUUUAGGCGCCACCUGACCUUGUUUUGAAAUGUCGUUUGUCUUGUUCAUCAGUUUUAGCAAUACAAUGAAAUUCUUAACCAAAAACAAUAAAAGUGUAACAAUAAAAGUUUAAGAAGUAUAUCAGCCUUUUGCUUCUUGUCAAUGUCGAAAAUGAAAAGUUGCUUAAUGUAGACUGCAGUGUUGUUAAGCUUCAUAGUUGAAUGUAUUGCGAGUAAAAGAGAAUCCAGCUGAUUCUGUUCACUGUUCACCUGUUUUUACACAGCUUUUCUGGUAAAAUAACAGGGUGUGCACUAUUUUCAUGGUAUUUUCUGUCCUGUAUGAAAGUGUCUGUGUCAAAGAUUAAAAACACUAAAACAGUCAAA
Messenger RNA from Astyanax mexicanus (Mexican tetra), 1171 nucleotides. RefSeq names its product phospholemman. The record is from RefSeq and is a predicted model, not a curated record. The coding region runs from base 172 to 444 and encodes 90 amino acids. Gene Ontology annotation, molecular function: sodium channel regulator activity. Gene Ontology annotation, biological process: regulation of sodium ion transmembrane transporter activity. Gene Ontology annotation, cellular component: membrane. Lineage: Eukaryota; Metazoa; Chordata; Actinopteri; Characiformes; Acestrorhamphidae. The transcript has 8 exons.